Messenger RNA from Ochotona princeps (American pika), 2467 nucleotides. RefSeq names its product carnitine palmitoyltransferase 2 (gene CPT2). Lineage: Eukaryota; Metazoa; Chordata; Mammalia; Lagomorpha; Ochotonidae. Gene Ontology annotation, biological process: fatty acid beta-oxidation. Gene Ontology annotation, molecular function: carnitine O-palmitoyltransferase activity. The record is from RefSeq and is a predicted model, not a curated record. The transcript is spliced from 5 exons. Gene Ontology annotation, cellular component: mitochondrion. The coding region runs from base 145 to 2112 and encodes 655 amino acids.
ACCGCCCGGGACGGAAGUGGCCUGGCGGACACCUAGUAGGCGCCGUUGCGUCCGCUGGGGCCGAGUGCGGACGUCCCGUCUUUAUACACCUGAAUUCCCUCCUCCCCUGUAGCCGCGUCCUCGCUGCUGCAGCUUCCCGGGACAAUGGUGCCCCGCCUGCUGCUGCGCGCCUGGCCCCGGGGCCCUGCCGCUGGCCUGGGAGUCGCCUGCCGGCCCCUCAGCGCCGGCCCCGGGCCGGGUCCCUACUUGCAGCGCAGCAUCGUGCCUACCAUGCACUACCAGGACAGCCUGCCCAGGCUGCCCAUUCCCAAACUGGAAGACACCAUGAAGAGAUACCUGAGCGCACAGAAGCCUCUCCUGGAUGACAGCCACUUCAGGAAAACAGAACAAUUUUGUAAGAGUUUUGAAAACGGGAUCGGAAAAGAACUACACAAGCAGCUGGUGGCUAAGGAUAAGCAGAACAAACACACAAGCUACAUUUCAGGUCCCUGGUUUGAUAUGUACUUGACCGCCCGAGACCCCAUUGUUCUGAACUAUAAUCCGUUUAUCGUGUUCCAUCCUGACCCCAAAUCCGAGUAUAACGACCAGCUCACCAGGGCCACCAACAUGACCGUUUCUGCCCUGCGCUUUUUGAAGACGCUGCGAGCCGGCCUCCUGGAGCCGGAAGUAUUCCACCUGAACCCUGCCAAAAGCGACACUGACACCUUUAAGAGGCUCAUACGCUUUGUGCCUUCCUCUCUGUCUUGGUACGGGGCCUACCUGGUCAAUGCAUACCCCUUGGACAUGUCUCAGUAUUUUCGGCUCUUCAAUUCUACACGUUUACCUAAACCCAGGCGUGAUGAACUCUUCACAGAUGAGCAGGCCAGACACCUCCUGGUUCUCAGAAAGGGAAACUUGUAUGUCUUCGAUGUCCUGGAUCAGGAAGGGAACAUUGUGAGCCCCUCAGAAAUCCAGGCACGCCUGCAGUCCAUCCUGUCAGACCACAGCCCUGUGCCUGAGUUCCCCUUGGCCUACCUCACUAGUGAGAACCGAGAUGUCUGGGCCCAGCUGAGGCAGGAGCUUGUGGCUGGUGACAAUGAGGAGCUCCUGAGGAAGGUGGACUCUGCCGUGUUCUGCCUCUGCCUAGACGACUUCCCCAUCCAGGACCUUGUCCACCUGUCUCACACCAUGCUGCACGGCGACGGCACCAACCGCUGGUUCGACAAGUCUUUCAACCUCAUUGUGGCCAAGGACGGCACUGCCGCUGUCAACUUUGAGCAUGCAUGGGGUGACGGAGUCGCAGUGCUCAGGUUUUUCAACGAGGUAUUCAAAGACAGCACUCAGACCCCUGCCAUUCCCCCUCAGAGCCGGCCAUCGCAGACCCCCGCCGUGCAGAAACUCCACUUCAGGCUGAGUGAUGCCGUAAAGGCUGGCAUCGCCUCGGCCAAGGAGAAGUUUGAAGCCACUGUGAAUACCCUCACAGUUGACUGCAUGCAGUUUCAUAGAGGAGGCAAAGACUUUUUGAAGAAGCAGAAGCUGAGCCCGGACGCCGUGGCCCAGCUGGCCUUCCAGAUGGCCUUCCUGCGGCAGUAUGGCCAGACGGUGGCCACCUAUGAGUCCUGCAGCACCGCCGCCUUCAAGCAUGGCCGCACCGAAACCGUCCGGCCUGCAUCCAUCUUCACCAAGAGGUGUUCUGAGGCCUUCGUGCGGGAGCCAUCCAGACACAGUGCUGGCGAGCUACAGCACAUGAUGGCCGAGUGCUCCAAGUACCACAACCAGCUGACCAAGGAAGCGGCAAUGGGCCAGGGCUUUGACCGACAUUUGUUUGCCCUGCGACACAUAGCAGCAGCCCAAGGGAUGGUCUUGCCUGAGCUCUACCUGGACCCUGCGUAUGGACAGAUCAACCACAACAUCCUGUCCACCAGCACACUGAGCAGCCCGGCCGUGAACCUUGGGGGGUUUGCCCCUGUGGUCUCUGAUGGCUUUGGUGUUGGGUAUGCUGUUCACGACAACUGGAUAGGCUGCAACGUCUCCUCCUACCCCAGCCGCAAUGCCCGGGAGUUCCUCCAGUGUGUUGAGAAGGCUUUGGAAGACAUGUUUGAUGCCUUGGAAGGCAAAUCCAUCAAAACUUAGAAAGCUCCGGUUGCUUCCUCAUCCAGAGGAUGGGGACCUGUGCUGCCAGCAGGCGCUAUUCUUGACAUAAUGAAAGGAAUCCCAAGAGGCCUGGACUGCCAGAGCCGUGGGCUGGAGCACAACUAGAUCACACCUACAGAGGAGAGAGUUCAGUUGUCAUGGUGUUUGAUCAGGAGGUGGGGGUGGGUGGGGCUGGGAAAAUAACUCAGGUGUAUUUAUUGUUGAAGCAGAACUAAAACUUAACUGGUGCUGGGAGAGGAUUCCUCUUCAUUGCUUGCCCCCAAGCGGAGGUUUGUAAAUGCCAUAGAGCUCACAUAAUAAACAAAAUCCCCACUUAACUAAUAUGCAUUACACA